This is a messenger RNA of Rhizophagus irregularis DAOM 181602=DAOM 197198, 738 nucleotides long. Lineage: Eukaryota; Fungi; Glomeromycota; Glomeromycetes; Glomerales; Glomeraceae. The record is from RefSeq and is a predicted model, not a curated record.
GUUUUUAUUAUAAUUGCAAUUUAAUUUCAUUACUUCAUAUUAGAUUUUCAAAAUAUGAAAGUUUUAGUCAUAAUCAUAUGACAAUUGAAAACCAAUUAUCAAAGAUUAUUAAUUCACAAAAAAAAUGAAUAUGUUUUCAGAUCAGAGGAUGAAGAUAAAAAUUUACAAAUUGAAUCAAUACAAUUGUUAUUUCAAAAAUUUGGGGAUUAUUUAGAAAAUAUUGGAUUCGAGUCAAUUGUAAACUGUGAAUUAAAAUACAGGGUAUUAGAAAUUAUUAAUAAUUAUUGUAAAAGAAUUAAAUUUUUUGAUAUAUAUACAUCUAGUAUUCAGAAAGCUCAUAUUGUAUUGGAUUCAGUCAAAAUUUUCGGACAAAACCUUAAUUAUCUUUCCAUAUCUGCUUUUAUUUUGUAUAGUAAAGAUGAUGAGUCUAUGAUAGAAUUAUUUUUAAGAUUAGCACAUGUUCUUCCUUGUAAAUUAGAAUAUUUGAAUUUAAGUUGUAGUACUGAGAUUACAAAAAGUGUUUGGGAAGUAUUUUUAAAAAAUUUAAAAAAUAUUUUCAUUAAGAAAUUUUUAUUCAAAAUUAGUAUAUUAGUUGAUGAUAUUUUACCAUAUGUAAAGGAAUAUAUUAUAAAAGAAAAUAUUGCUGAAUAUUUAGCUAUUAGAGGAUAUAUAGAAAUCCAAUUUCUGUUAUAUCUAUUAAGGGAAUUAUUAUGUAUUAUUUAUAUUGUAUUCAAAUUU